UGCCGAGAGUCUAAAGACUGGUUCAGUGACCCUGAGCCUGAUUACACCGCAAACGUUCCGUUCCAAGAAGACGCCUCACCGGUCGGAUCGCAAUACGCUUCGUGGUUAGCCUACGCGACUAUCAAGCGACUAUAAAGGCACCGGUCAUUCACCUGCAGUUUCGCUCUUCUGGUUUUCUUCCCCUCAGCCGUUGAGACCUCUUCUUCUAUCAUCGUACUUCCCUUUUCACACUUGCGUGCAACUAUUCAACUCCUACUCUACGCAUUUCUUCUUCCCUUUCCCUCUGACCUCCUAUCUUCAUUCUACGAAUAGCAACGAUGGCACCAGCGCUGCUAUUUGAUGAGAACGGCACUUCCAGUCCAGCAUCCGAGAGCAGCAUCUCAUCAUCAGCCAUGGAUGAAGCCCCUGCACUGACCAUUUCUCAAAACCGCCGGAGCCGUCGAAACCGCAACAGUCUUCGCAGUCCUUUACUCAAACGCAGUGCGAGGGGUCCUCCACUAAUACUGGAAGAGGCCAAGGGAAAUUGGCUGUCAGUCUCGGACGAAACGAAGGCCUGGAGGAUUUUUGAUGCUUCUGGGGGUGCCGCUGUAUCGAAUAUUGGUCACAAGGACCAAAGAGUAUAUGAUGCUAUCAGACAGCAAGAAGAAACUGGUGUCGGGUACGCCGCAUCGAUGAGCUUCCAAACUGAAGUUGCAGAGGAUUUUGCAGAUUUCCUUCUUGAAUCAACGGACGAUAAGAUGACUGAGGUGGUUUUCUAUGGAUCUGGUUCUGAGGCUAAUGAGGCAGCUCAAAAGCUAGCUUACCAAUAUCACUCCAAACUGAAGGACAACCCGCAACCCCAGCGCCGUUGGUUUAUUGCCCGCGAUCGAUCCUAUCACGGGGCGACGCUCGGUGCUCUUGAGGGCAGUGGGCACAAGGGCCGCAAGGACAUGUACAAGCCUAUUCUACCGGAGAAGACUCAGUUCAUAUCGCCUUGUAAUCCUUGUCGCGAUAUGAUUAAGGGAGAAACGACAGCUCAGUAUGUUAAGCGGCUUCAAGACGAGUUGGAGCGCAAGAUACUUGACCUUGGCCCUGAGACAGUAGCCGGCUUCGUUAUGGAGCCUGUAGUUGGCGCGGCACUUGGAUGCGUUCCUGCAUUACCCGGAUAUCUUUCGGCCAUGAAGAGCGUAUGCAAAAAGUACGGGGUACUCUUCAUUCUGGAUGAGGUCAUGAGUGGCAUGGGCCGCACCGGCUAUAUGCAUGCCUGGCAAGAUGAGGAUGUCGUUCCAGACAUCCAAUUGGUAGGCAAGGGACUUGCAGGCGGUUACGCAGCCAUAUCCGCGAUGCUCGUGGGACCAGUGAUAACGGAUGCUCUUGGAGAAGCUGCCUUCGCCCACGGUCAUACCUUCCAGAACUUUCCCGCAGCAUGCGCUGCUGGUCUUGCAGUGCAACACAUCGUUCGAGAUGACAACCUCCUAGAGAAUGUUAGAGACAAAGGGGACAAGCUGAUGAAGAAAUUGAUGACUCGUCUGAGUGAUCACCCCAAUGUAUUUGACAUCCGAGGUAAAGGUCUGUUUCUAGGGAUCGAGUUUGUGCAAGAUAAGAAGACCAAGGCACCAUUUGACCCUGAAGUGGCAGUGGCCUGGCGGGUCCAUGAGCUAGGUAUGUUCGUUCUACUUUUGCGAGUAAUUCACCGACUGACUACUACAUCAGGGCUGAAAGAUGGAUAUAACGUCUAUAUGUAUCCAGGAUCCGGUACAGUUGACGGCAAUCGUGGAGAUCACGUCAUCAUCGCCCCUGCAUACAACAUCACCGACACUGACGUCGAAUUUAUCGUCGACCGUGUCAGUAAGACAGUCUUUGACUUCUUCGAGGAACUCAGCAUCGCCCCGAAGUUGUAACCACCAACGCCUUGGCAACUCCGCCCAUGCCGAACGAGAACAUUGGACAGACGAACAUGUCUCACUUGACAAGAAUAAUCAUGAUUCACGGACUUCUUUUUAUUGUUACUGUCUGGGCGGCUUUUGUGACGAGCAUGCGCGCGGUGGCUUUGUGAUGAUUGUCUGGGACCGGAUUUUUUGGAGGUUCCAUUGC
Alternaria alternata is the source of this 2073-nucleotide messenger RNA. RefSeq names its product PLP-dependent transferase. The transcript has 4 exons. Bases 318 to 1880 code for a protein of 520 amino acids. Gene Ontology annotation, molecular function: transaminase activity; pyridoxal phosphate binding. The record is from RefSeq and is a predicted model, not a curated record. Gene Ontology annotation, cellular component: cytosol. NCBI's taxonomy places the organism in Eukaryota, Fungi, Ascomycota, Dothideomycetes, Pleosporales, Pleosporaceae.